GUCCCAAUGCCUCUCUGGAUAAAUCAGGAUAGACCCCCUGGGCAUUCUUGGAUAAUCCCAGUGAUUGCGUGAUCGUCAUAUCAGUGAUCAUCUGCUCUUCAUUUUCUCUGCAUUUUCCGGUAUUUCCCAACUGUGUCAGGAUGGCAACUGUUACAAGACUACUUGUGGGGCGCGUUGGCACCCUCGCCAAAGCCACCACUGCUUCCCAUCUUCGUAUGUUUGCCUCUGCACCGUCAUUUGAAUUCAUUAAGACUGAGAAGAAGGGGGAGAACAGCAAUGUUGGCCUCAUCACACUGAAUCGCCCCAAAGCCCUCAAUGCUCUGUGCAAUGGGUUGAUGACGGAAGUGAGUCAGGCACUGGAUGCCUUUGAGGCGGACAAAUCCAUUGGGGCCAUUGUCAUCACGGGGAGUGAGAAAGCCUUCGCUGCUGGAGCAGAUAUCAAGGAGAUGCAGAACAACACGUACGCCGGAUGCAUCCUGGGCAACUUCCUGCAGGACUGGACACGCGUUGCACGUACACAGAAGCCCGUGAUUGCAGCUGUGAAUGGGUACGCCCUGGGUGGUGGCUGUGAGCUUGCCAUGAUGUGUGACAUCAUCUAUGCGGGGGAUAAGGCCAAAUUCGGACAGCCGGAGAUUGCAAUUGGCACCAUCCCAGGGGCUGGUGGCUCCCAGCGCCUAACACGUGUUGUUGGCAAGUCCAAGGCAAUGGAGAUGUGCCUCACGGGAGACAUGAUUACGGCCCAGGAGGCGCACAGCAUGAACCUCGUGAGUAAAGUUGUCCCAGCCGAUAAGCUCGUUGAUGAGGCCGUGAAGCUGGGUGAGAAGAUCAGCAAACACUCCCCCCUCAUCGUGGCACUGUGCAAGGAAGCCGUGAAUACAGCGUACGAGACAACACUGGCUGAGGGACUCAAAUUCGAACGUCGUCACUUCCAUGCCACCUUCAGCACCAAGGAUCGCAAGGAGGGGAUGACUGCCUUCGUUGAGAAGCGCCCCCCAGUCUUCACAAGCGAAUAAUUCGCAGAAAAAUAUAUUUCAUACAAACCGGAAAUGUGCAUUUAUACAACAAUUUUGUAACAAAUUAUACAAUUUAUUUGUUUGGAUAGAA
Lutzomyia longipalpis is the source of this 1104-nucleotide messenger RNA. RefSeq names its product enoyl-CoA hydratase, mitochondrial (gene Echs1). Gene Ontology annotation, molecular function: enoyl-CoA hydratase activity. The record is from RefSeq and is a predicted model, not a curated record. Gene Ontology annotation, cellular component: mitochondrion. Lineage: Eukaryota; Metazoa; Arthropoda; Insecta; Diptera; Psychodidae. Gene Ontology annotation, biological process: fatty acid beta-oxidation. The coding region runs from base 141 to 1013 and encodes 290 amino acids. The transcript is spliced from 2 exons.